This is a messenger RNA of Leptosomus discolor (cuckoo roller), 457 nucleotides long. The record is from RefSeq and is a predicted model, not a curated record. Lineage: Eukaryota; Metazoa; Chordata; Aves; Leptosomiformes; Leptosomidae.
AUCAGCAAAAAACCACGGUGAUCGAAAACGGUGAAAUCAGAUUCAAUGGCAAAGGGAAAAAGAUUCGGAAGCCUCGAACCAUUUACUCUAGUCUACAACUCCAGGCUUUAAACCACCGCUUCCAGCAGACUCAGUACCUGGCGCUUCCCGAGCGAGCUGAACUGGCAGCUUCAUUAGGACUUACCCAGACACAGGUGAAGAUCUGGUUUCAGAACAAGCGCUCCAAAUUCAAGAAGCUGCUGAAGCAGGGCAGCAACCCCCACGAGAGCGACCCUCUGCCCGGUUCCGCCACCCUCUCCCCUCGCUCGCCGGCUCUGCCUCCGGUCUGGGACGUUUCAGCUUCUGCCAAGGGAGUCAAUAUGCCUCCCAACAGCUACAUGCCUGGCUAUUCUCACUGGUAUUCUUCUCCACAUCAAGACACAAUGCAGAGACCACAAAUGAUGUGAAUUGUCCAAGA